UCACCGCCCGCCUUCGAACGUUCAGACGCCGGCCGCGGUACUAGCACUCUCAUUGGCCUGGCGAGAGUGUUUUUCCUCCGGCGUCCCGCCCUCUUGGAACGCUGAGACACCGAGCUUCCGUGCCGGUGUUCCUAUUGGCCGGGCGGUAGCCUUUUCGCUUCCAUCGUCCCGCCCUUUGGAUCGUUCAGACGUCCACGGGUGGGGGUGCUUGUAGGAGACGGCGAAGUCAGUGCCCGCCGGAGGCUGAAGUCGCGCCGGCCCAGCCAGCCAUGGCCUCGCAGCUGGAUCAAGUGGCUGAGAUGGAACACGUGGUGUGGAAGCCUUAUGCCCCCCUGGCGGCCGUCGGCUCUCUCACGGGCCUGGAGGUGAAGCUGGGCUCCUUGGCGCUGCUGCUGGUGGUGACCCUCCUGUGCGGCUUCCUGCCCCUGUGGGUCUUCCGGCACCCAGGAGCUGUGACCGGCUCAUCGGCUGCCCCCAGAAAAACGUUGAGCCUGGUCAGCUGUUUCGCCGGCGGCGUCUUCCUGGCCACUUGUCUCCUGGACUUGAUUCCCGACUACCUCUCCAGCAUGAACGAGGCCCUCGAAGACUUGAAGGUCACGCUCCACUUCCCCCUCCAGGAGUUCAUCUUGGCCAUGGGCUUCUUCCUGGUCCUCAUCAUGGAGCAGAUUGUCUUGGCCUACAAGGACCCCUCGGCCUCCCUGGAAGAGACGCGCUCCCUCCUGGGCUCGGCGGCCCACGACUCGGCCACCAUCCAGGGCCACAGCUGGCCCGACGGCCCGCCCCACCCCCGCCCUUGGAGCGGCUCGGCCCGAGAGCCGCCGCACAUCCACGUGGACUUCAACUCCCACUCGGUCAUCCGCUCCUUCGUGCUGCUGCUGGCCCUCUCCCUGCACUCGGUCUUCGAGGGGCUGGCCGUGGGGCUGCAGGAGGAGGGGGCCCAGGCGCUGGAGAUCUGCCUGGCCCUGCUCAUCCACAAGGGGGCCAUUGCCUUCAGCCUGAGCCUCAAGCUCCUCCAGGGCCGGAUGCGCUUGCGGGCGGUGGCGGCCUGCCUGCUCCUCUUCUCCGUCAUGUCCCCGCUGGGCAUCGGGCUGGGCGUGGCCCUGACGGAGUCCCCUGCCACUGUCCUCCACCGCCUCUCCCGCAGCGUGCUCGAAGGGCUGGCCACCGGCACCUUCGUCUACAUCACCUUCUUGGAGAUCCUGCCCCACGAGCUGAACUCCUCGGAGCAGCGCAUCCUCAAAGUCAUCGUCCUCCUGGCCGGAUUCGCACUCGUGACCAGCAUCCUCUUCAUCAAGAUCUGAGGGGCGGGCGGGGGUGUGAGUCGCCCCUCGGCCGUUUCCUCCGACGGGAGAGUCGUUUCACCAGCCUGGAGGACAGGUGGGGAGGGGAGGAAGGCGCUAAGGGCGUGAAGCUGAACCCCCAAACACAAAAGGGCUCAUUUUUCUCUGUUGCGGGUUUGAGAACGUAAGGAAAAGCGCUGCUGAAUCAGACAAAAGGUCGAUCAGGUCCAGCAUCCUGCUUCCCACUCUGGCCAAUCGGAUGCCUCUGGAAAGCCCACAAGAGGGCGUAAGAUCAACAGCCCUUUCUGGCUCUUGCUUCUCCCAGCAAGUGGUAUCCAGAGCUACAGUGCUUCUGAACAUGGAGGUUCCAUUCCUGUCUGUCAUGACUAUUAUCCUUCAAAAGAAAAGCGGGGAGAAAGCCCUGCUGAAUCGGACCAACGGUUGAUCUACACUAGCAUCCUAUUUCCCACAGUGGCCGAGACAGAUACUUCUAGAAAGCCCACACCUAGGUUGUCUUCUUCAGAGAUUCCUUCUGCCACACAGAUUUCUUUCUGGAGUUACCAGACUUGAACCCAGGGCCAAGACCCAUACCUGCGUUCCUUAGAGCCUCCUUUGUGGAGAUGAUAUCCCUUUCGCCCUCUGGAAAUGGCUUUGCAAAACAGAUGGCGUUUAGAUCUGCGUUUCUACGGUGCCAGUGGUUCCGGCGUUCCAAACCUCUGGCGUGACCCCACGAUCUCCGUUGUGCCUCUCCGCUCGGGUUUAAGACCUGGAUGCACUACGCACUUCCUGGGGAGAAUUUCCCAGCAUGCAAGCACACCCUCUGUGUUCAAGGCACUUGGGCCAGAAUAUAAAUUUGGGUUUGUAGAAUGUUUGACUGCCCCCCCUGGCUGGGUUUGUGAACAGAAACCAGUUCUUGACAAUGCGUGGCGUUUUGAUUUUUUGCGAAACAGUUGUGUUUUGGGGAGGGGUGUGUGUGUAUGUAUAUAUAUUUUGUCUUUUCAACUUGGUUUGCAGUGCCAAAAUGCGGAACUCUUUCUCAGACCAGCUCCUUGUAUGGCCAGCCUGCUUGCCUUAAUAAUGUCUUUGGUGCCUUGAAUAUCCCUGUUUGUAUACAGGGCUCAGACCCACAUUUUCUCAGUGUGCAGUUGAUUGAAGAGACCCCGACAUCUCUCAGUACCAUGAAUUUAGGACUCUUCCUCCUUGCCUAGCUCUCUCUGGGACAAAGCAAUGCCUAUAUCUUGUUUGAUAGCUCUACAGCUCUGUCUUGAUGUGCCAAAUCUUUUCUGUGAAGUUCAGAGGGAGCGUUCACACAUGCUAAGCAUCCAGCAGUGACUUGUGCCUCGGUGUGAUACGGCUGCCACAGAUCAAACGUGCAUAUUUGUUUACAAGACACCUGGUGAUGUAGAUACUGUACCUGUGUGUAUUGGCGCGAACUCUGGGAGAAGGAGCCGAGAAUCUGUCGCAUGUUGGCUGACACAGAGAGAAUCCUCUGGAUGGUAUCCUUUACUGAAUUAACUUCCAUUGGAGAAAGCACAGUCUGUAUUCACUUUUUAUAAUAUUUACGGUUAGGCACAACUUCCUGUCCAGCCAAAUACAGGUAGAGAUUGUUCUCAGCUGUGCGUGUUACAGACACAAUUUCCCCCCACCCCGCCCCUUACGGAAACCUGAUCAGUGUAGAUGACAGUGCUCAACUAUGGUUAAGAUCUCAAACCAUGGUUAGCACUAACCAUGGUUCAGUCAACACAUAUGCAGUAAAGUUGCAGAUGAGAUUUUCAUUGGACUAGCCCUGGGCUGCACAACAUUGGCCUUCCAGCUGCUGUUGGACUGCAGCUCCCAUCACCCCCAGCCACAGUGGCCAGUUUGCAGGGAUGAUGGGAGUUGUAGUCCAACAUCUGCAGGAGGGCUAAAGUUGUGCAGCCCUGGCCUUACACCCAGGAGGCAUGUUGCGGGAGUCAUGUGUGAGGCUCCUUCCAUUCAGGGAGGUUGGAGAGGCAGCACAACCAUAGCUUGUUCAUUCUCAGUGCAACACCUAACCAUGGUUAAUGCACUUAAACACAAAAGCAUAUGCCUCUGCCUUAUUGCGAGUCACUCCCACUGGCCCAUUUAGCUCAGUAUUUUCUGCACUGACUGGUAGCAGGGCAGAACCUCUCCUGGGUUGUGGGUGAGGGCAGAGAUUAAGCAUGGGGCUUCCUGGGUGCAAGGCAUGUUCUCUGCCCUGGAUCUGUGUUGCUUAAACCAUGGUUAGCACUAACCAUGGAUCUUAACCAGGUUAAGCCGAUUGCAGCUGUGCCGCGAAAUGAUGGUUGAAGUUUCUGAGUUGAUCCCGCCCCUGUGGGGCAUGGAUGGGGUUAAGUAUUGCAUUCAUAGCACUUAGAACACUUAAUGUUACAAGCGGUUGACCGAGACCCCUGUGGAUUUUCCCUGGGUUUGGCAUUAACUUCAGCACUGCUGAUUUCACAGCACUACUUCAGGGCCCCAAGAGCUGGAGUUCUUGUCCCAGGAGCAAUACGCCAUUCAGUAAGCUGUUGUAAAUGACUGAUGGUUUUAAGCUACAACUCGCAUCACCCUCUGCCAUAACGGCCUGAGGCUGGGGAUGAUGGGAGUCGUAGUCCAAAAACAAGAAGUUACCCAAGACUGCAGGGGGAGAGAAAGAAUGCACAAGAACAACUGCAUGAAAUGUCCUCAAGCGCAGCCGAAUAGCAAGCCGUUCUUGGCUGUUUCAUGCGAGGUUUGUUUUUUUAAAAAACCUCCUUCAGUUCUGUAUCACUUCAGGCGGCUUUUUGUUCAUGCAGACAGUUUCCUGUCUCUGCCUGGUGGCUGGGGCACGAGACGCCCACGCCCCCGAGUUGGUUUCCAUGCGGCGAUUGGCUGGAAAACCCUCUGCGAUCUGGAGAGCUGAAAGGAAGGUUGCUCCUGCUUAGAACUUACAUUAGCAUAUCACUUUGAAUUUUUGCAUAGAGCAGUGGUGGUUGGGGGUCUCUUCUCCCCCUCCCCACUCCCUGACUCUGACUUCUGGACGUUCUUUUCCUCGUGGGCUUGACGGUUGGACAUUUGAGCAUUGCAGAGAGUCGUGGAGGAUGUUGCAAGUGUAUACCAUGUGCACUUAGAAUGGGUUUUGUGGUUGGUGGGCUUUUUUUUGCAGGGGUAACUGAGGGCAACGGCCUUUGACAAAAGUCAUUGGUCCUCUCCGUGAGGAUCCUGUGAUCCAUUUCCAGGGAAUCCCAGCGUUGCCCCAGAAUAGAGUUCACAAAGCGCUGGUGUGUGCAGUGAGCAAGGUUGCUUUCCCACUUAGCUCACGGGAACACAGCAAAGUUGAUAGCUCCUCCGCAGCUAUUUUGCUUUUUGGAGUUCUUUGGGGUGCCAUCUGUGGGGCUGCGAUCCAUGGGUUGGUGUGCUCUUGGCUGGGGGUGUUGGUUAAUGCCCAGUGAAGGAUCCAAGGGGUGAACAGCCUGUGGAAUUUCCUUCGUGCGGAGAGAGGGGAAGAGUGUGGUUGGGAGGAAUGAGUCCUGCGUUCCUUCCCUGCCAGAUGAAAACAGUGGUGUGUCUUAACUGUGCCAAAUUGCUAAUGGGGAAGAGAAUAGAACCAAAUAAACAGCUUCUACUCCA
This is a messenger RNA of Hemicordylus capensis (graceful crag lizard), 4886 nucleotides long. RefSeq names its product solute carrier family 39 member 1 (gene SLC39A1). The transcript is spliced from 4 exons. Gene Ontology annotation, biological process: zinc ion transmembrane transport. Gene Ontology annotation, molecular function: zinc ion transmembrane transporter activity. Bases 270 to 1301 code for a protein of 343 amino acids. NCBI's taxonomy places the organism in Eukaryota, Metazoa, Chordata, Lepidosauria, Squamata, Cordylidae. The record is from RefSeq and is a predicted model, not a curated record. Gene Ontology annotation, cellular component: plasma membrane.